CAGAUACUCAAUUCUGCUUCGAACAAUCACAAACUUGUUUUCUUGUAGUUUAAAGUCCAGUGUUUUUCAAGUGAAAACGUUAUUGACUGUGCGUAGAAUUUUCAAACCACAAAAAUGCCUGGGACUAAAAGCAACGACGACAUGAAUGUUCAAGUUCAAAAACUUUUACUUGCAAUAAAUGAUGAUUUGAUGAAACUAAAAACUGAAAUAGCAUCGGUUGGGGCCAUUUUCAGUGAUGAUGGUUCAGCAUUGCCAAAAUCUAUCAAGAUGAUGAAUAGCAAAUUGUUGGUAGCAGCAAAGGAAAUAGGAGUGGAUUUAGAUGCCUUACCAGAAAAUUUUAAUGAAGAUAAUGAAAAGUUAAAUGAUAAAAAUCAGAAGUCAAUUGAUUCUGAGUUCUCUGAAAUUAAUGAAAAACUUACGCAAACAAUUAAAAGCUUACAAAAUCGAUGAAAGAAAUUGAUAUAAACCUUGUAGCUUAUUUUUUUUAUUUUUUUUAUAUAUUUUGUAUAAACAAACUUUACAAAAAAGUGAUAACUAUAAAACCUUUAUAAAAAUGUAUUCAUCCGUGGCACCAUAAGAAAUAAAAUUUAUUUUUUUAUUA
Trichogramma pretiosum is the source of this 601-nucleotide messenger RNA. RefSeq lists its product as uncharacterized. NCBI's taxonomy places the organism in Eukaryota, Metazoa, Arthropoda, Insecta, Hymenoptera, Trichogrammatidae. The coding region runs from base 115 to 450 and encodes 111 amino acids. The record is from RefSeq and is a predicted model, not a curated record. The transcript has 2 exons.